Closterium sp. Yama58-4 is the source of this 570-nucleotide messenger RNA. NCBI's taxonomy places the organism in Eukaryota, Viridiplantae, Streptophyta, Zygnematophyceae, Desmidiales, Closteriaceae. The record is from the annotation of a GenBank genome assembly.
AUGACCUCCAAGUGGGGUCCCUUCCCUUCAACGUGCAUAGCAGGUGCAAUGCAUGGCAGAUGGAGUGCAUGGCAGAUGGAGUGCGUGGCAGGUGGAGUGCAUGGCAGGUGGAGUGCAUGGCAGGUGGAGUGCAUGGCAGGUGGAGUGCAUGGCAGGUGGAGUGCAUGGCAGGUGGAGUGCAUGGCAGGUGGAGUGCAUGGCAGGUGCAGUGCAUGGCAGGUGCAAUGCAUGGCAGGUGCAAUGCAUGGCAGGUGCAGUGCAUGGCAGGUGGAGUGCAUGGCAGGUGGAGUGCAUGGCAGGUGGAGUGCAUGGCAGGUGGAGUGCAUGGCAGGUGGAGUGCAUGGCAGGUGGAGUGCAUGGCAGGUGGAGUGCAUGGCAGGUGGAGUGCAUGGCAGGUGGAGUGCAUGGCAGGUGGAGUGCAUGGCAGGUGGAGUGCAUGGCAGGUGGAGUGCAUGGCAGGUGGAGUGCAUGGCAGGUGGAGUGCAUGGCAGGUGGAGUGCAUGGCAGAUGCAGUGCAUGGCAGUGUCCCGACUGCCCCCUCCAAGGCGUUUCCUACGCACAGGGACGUAA